AUGGCUACCAUUCUGCCUCCGAUUCCCCGCUUCAUCUUCACGGUAUUCGAGCCCAUCGCCCUUCUCGCUGGCUACCUCUCCCCAAUGCUUGAUACAACCAGCUUCGUCAAUUCUCAACUUCCCGCAACCUCAGUCACCACCGUAUUGCCGACAGCGACAAACCGCGUCCUGGCCCUUCAACUGGGUAAUGUAUACGGACUUCUUGCUAUGGUUGGUGUUGGCAUUCUUUACGCCACAACAGAAGCAAAAGUCGUGCGCAACUUUCUACUUGCCUGCGCCAUUGCCGACGUAGGUCACCUGUACGUUACGUAUGCAGUAAUGGGUUACAUGGACUUCAUAGAUGUGCAAGGAUGGAACUCAAUGGCGUGGGGCAAUAUUGGGGUUACGCUUGGGCUUUUUCUGACCAGGGUACUGUACUUGACGGGUUUUUUGGGGCAGGAUAAAGUGGUCAAUAGCACGAGAAAGACAGUCAAGAAGAAUAUAUAG
Molecule: messenger RNA, 486 nt
Organism: Letharia columbiana
Lineage: Eukaryota; Fungi; Ascomycota; Lecanoromycetes; Lecanorales; Parmeliaceae
Exons: 4
Coding region: 1-486 (161 amino acids)
Source: RefSeq, a predicted model, not a curated record